Sardina pilchardus (European sardine) is the source of this 2440-nucleotide messenger RNA. It is a transcript of the gene ptgs1, whose product is annotated as prostaglandin-endoperoxide synthase 1. Gene Ontology annotation, cellular component: neuron projection; cytoplasm. Lineage: Eukaryota; Metazoa; Chordata; Actinopteri; Clupeiformes; Clupeidae. The record is from RefSeq and is a predicted model, not a curated record. Gene Ontology annotation, molecular function: prostaglandin-endoperoxide synthase activity; heme binding; oxidoreductase activity, acting on single donors with incorporation of molecular oxygen, incorporation of two atoms of oxygen. The transcript has 11 exons. Bases 323 to 2131 code for a protein of 602 amino acids. Gene Ontology annotation, biological process: response to oxidative stress; cyclooxygenase pathway.
ACUUUCUCACAACAGAAAUUGCACCACCCUCUUCCCGCUCCCUCGCCCGUAAUGAACUUUCCUGGAUAUUUUCGAGGGCUGCAACUCACCGGCGGAAAGAAAGUUAGACACUGACUGAAGCAGUUUGGGGCCCAAUCAAUGCGUUUUCUUUUAUCUAUUUGACACAAUCGACUCCGUUGUUUCUAUGCACUGAAAUUGACACUGACACUUGAGGAUGAUUGUUAUUUUUCCAUUUAAAUCGUAAAAAAACGAGACUCUAACCUGGGUCAGCAGCGAAGCAGCGACGACAGCGUUCUAACUUACACUGGAUUUGAAGCUAACAAUGAAGGUAUCGUGCGUAUUGCAAACCUGCACAUUACUCCUGCUGUCACAGGGACAGACGAUUACAGCUGAGGAAGAAAAGACUGUCUCAAAAGCACGCAUUAAUCCUUGUUGCUACUAUCCAUGUCAGCAUAUGGGAAUCUGCAUAAGAUAUGGGAUGGACAGUUAUGAAUGUGAUUGUACCCGCACUGGUUACUAUGGAGAGAACUGCACUAUUCCGGAAUUGUGGACCAGAGUUAAGCUCAUCCUGAAACCAAGUCCUGAUGCUAUUCACUAUAUCCUCACCCACUUCCACUGGCUCUGGAACAUCAUCAACAGCACUAGACUGCGGGACUGGCUCAUGCGGAUUGUCUUGACUGCAAGAUCCGAUCUUAUACCAAGUCCUCCAACAUACAACUCUAAGUAUGGAUACCUGAACUGGGAAUCAUACUACAACACCACCUAUUACACGCGUAUCCUGCCACCUGUGCCAGAAGACUGCCCAACUCCUAUGGGUGCUAAAGGUAAAACGGAACUUCCAGACCCAAAAAUGUUGGUGGAGAGAUUUAUGCUUCGGGAUCAUUUCAAGCCUGACCCUCAGGGAAGCAACCUCAUGUUUGCCUUCUUUGCCCAACAUUUUACUCAUCAGUUCUUCAAAACCCACAACAGAAUGGGAUUGGCAUUCACAAAAGCCUUAGGUCAUGGGGUGGAUGCAGGACACAUAUAUGGGGAUAAUCUUCCCCGGCAGCUGAAUCUUAGGCUUCUCAAAGAUGGAAAGUUGAAAUACCAGCUGCUGAAUGGUGAGAUGUACCCACCAACAGAAGCCAUGGCAAAGGUUAACAUGAGCUACCCUCCAUCUGUGGCCCCGGAGAACAGACUGGCAAUUGGACAGGAGGUUUUUGGGCUCCUGCCAGGCCUCAGUUUGUAUGCCACGCUAUGGCUGCGUGAACACAACCGUAUCUGUGACAUCCUGCUUGAAGAACACCCCACCUGGGACGAUGAACAACUUUUCCAGACUGCCCGUCUCAUUGUUAUUGGUGAGACAAUCAGGAUUGUGAUUGAAGACUACGUCCAACAUCUAAGUGGCUAUCUACUUCAUCUGAAGUUUGACCCAGAGCUACUGUUUGGUUCCCAGUUCCAGUACCAGAACCGCAUAGCUUUGGAAUUCAACCACCUGUACCACUGGCAUCCUCUCAUGCCUGAUAGCUUCCACAUCGAUGGUGAUGAGAUUCCUUACUCCCAGUUCAUCUUCAAUACGUCCGUUCUCACCCACUAUGGGGUGGAGAAGCUUGUCGAGGCUUUCUCCCUGCAGCAGGCUGGACAGAUAGGUGGCGGUAAAAAUAUUCAUCCUAUUAUAAUUAGUGUGACGGAGAGUGUUAUUCGAGAAGCGAGAGAACUCCGUGUGCAGCCUUUUAAUGAGUACCGCAAACGCUUCAACCUGGAGCCAUAUACAUCAUUCUUUGAUUUAACUGAAAAUGAAGAGACUGCACGUGAGCUGGAAGAACUCUAUGGGGACAUAGACGCCCUGGAAUUUUACCCUGGACUUUUACUGGAAAAGCCUCGUCCAGGUGCGAUAUUUGGUCAGAGCAUGGUAGAGAUGGGCGCGCCAUUUUCCUUGAAGGGUCUGUUGGGAAAUCCAAUAUGUUCUCCCGAUUAUUGGAAACCCAGCACAUUCGGUGGCACGACAGGUUUUAACCUUGUCAAUUCCGCCUCGCUUGAAAGGCUGGUGUGUCUGAACAGUAAGCGGUGUCCCUAUGUAGCAUUCAGUGUUCCCUCUCAAUCACACUCUGAAACACAAGAACGGCCAUCUUCUUUGAAGCCUGAACUGUAGGACCGGUGGUAAUACAUACCGUGCAUCACCGAUCAAAGAUCAUUUCUUUAUACCAACACAAUAAAGCACAUAAUGGUUUUCACUCACAAUUUCACAAUCUCAGAACAAUAUGUUUUUAUUUUUUCUUUUCUCCAUCAGAACAAUUCAAUAAAUGCACUGCAAGGAAUGUGAUAAUGAUUGGCCAGUCUUGCUGUUCAACUAGUCACUGGUUUACACAUAGACCUUAAUACAUGUUCUUAUUAUUGAGGGCUAUAUUGUAAAAUAUGUCAGAAGAAUGAUUUUGAAAAAUACAUGUCAAUAUAUAACUCA